AUGGCGCCCAAGAAGAAGGGAAACAAGCGCCAGGAGGAGGACUGGGAGGCCGACCUCGGCGAGUCUGCUGCUCCCACCGGAGCUCCUGCGGAGGACCAGGCUCAGGACGACGGCGAAAACGGUGCCGAAGAAGAGGUUGGAGGCGGCUUGAUGGCCGCCCUGCGCAAGAACAAAGCCCGCAAGGCCAAGAAGGGCAAGCCCGUUAACGACUUUGUUGAGGGCGAGGAUGCCGGCGCCGAUCUCGCCAGCAAGCAGCCGGAGGAGGGUACUUUCGACGAGGACGAUGUCUUCGCCGGCAAGCCUAAGAAGCCUAUCAAGGAAGUGGCGCCAUCCCCAGCUCCCGCCGCUGGUGAGGGCGAGUUCCGUGUGAAGUCCAAGAAGGAGAAGGAGAAGGAGAAGAAGGAGCGUGAGAAGCAGCGUAAGAAGGAGCAGGCUGCCUCAAAGAAGAAGAACGUCCCUGCUUCCGAAACGAAGGCGGAGCCUGUCAAGGCUGCUGCUGAAGUCAAGCAGGACGAACCAGAGCCCGCCGCCGCUGCUAAGCCCGCUGGUAAGGGUAAGAAGCUUCCUGCUCACCUUGCGGCUCUUCAGAAGCAGCAAGAGCUGCUACGCAAACAACGCGAGGAGGAGGAACGUCUUGCAGCCGAAGAGAAGGCCGCAUUGGAAGAACAAGCGCGUCUUGAUGCCGAGGAAGAGGCCAAGCGCGAAGAGGCUCGUCAACGGAAGAAGGAGAAGGAGCGCGAGAAGAAGGAACAGCUUCGCAGGGAGGGCAAGCUUCUAACCAAGGCUCAGAAGGAGGCUCAGGCAAAGAACGAACUCCGCAUGAAGCAACUGCUUGCCUCUGGUGUUCAAGUUGCUGGUUUGGAGGGCGGUGCCGAGAAGAAGCGUCCGGUCUACGAGAACCGUAAGAAGAAGGGUGGCAAGAAACAAGAGGAAGAUCUCGAGGCUGCCGCUGAACGGGCUCGUCUUCAACGGGAAGCUGAAGAUGAGCGACGAAGGAAGGAAGCCGAGGAGAAGGCCAAGGCCGAGGCCGAGGCUAAGGCUAAACCUGCUCCUGCGGAGGAUGAGGACGCCAUUGAUGACUGGGAGAAGGCUGCGGAGGCUGAGGAGGAUGUGAAGGACAGCUGGGACGUUGCCACUGACGAUGAAGAGAAGCCUGCUGUGACCAGCGGCGCCAAGAAAGCCGCAGAGGAGGAGUCCGAAGAAGAGUCUGAUGAAGAUUCCUCUUCCGAGGAGGACUCUGAGGAUGAAGAGCAGUCCGCCAACCAGAAGGCUAUUGCCCUGCGCAAGGCUGAGGCCGCGGAGCGGAGAAAGAAGCAGCACGAGGAGGCCCUGGCGGCUCGUUCUGAGGACAACCUGCGUUCCCCAAUUUGCUGUAUUCUCGGUCACGUCGAUACUGGUAAGACCAAGCUUCUGGACAAGAUUCGUCAGACCAAUGUGCAGGAAGGCGAAGCUGGUGGUAUCACUCAGCAAAUUGGUGCUACCUACUUCCCCGUGGACGCACUGAAGCAGAAGACUGCCGUCGUGAACAAGGACGGCUCCUUUGAGUUCAAGGUUCCCGGUCUGUUGAUUAUCGAUACCCCCGGUCACGAGUCCUUCUCCAACCUUCGUUCCAGAGGUUCGUCUCUUUGCAACAUCGCUAUUCUGGUCGUCGAUAUCAUGCACGGUCUCGAGCCCCAGACUUUGGAAUCUAUGCGCUUGCUGCGUGACCGCCGCACUCCCUUCAUUGUGGCCCUGAACAAGAUCGAUCGUCUGUACGGCUGGAAGAAGAUUGAUAACAACGGUUUCGAGGAGAGUCUGAACAUGCAGAGUAAGGGUGUCCAGAACGAGUUCCGCACUCGUCUCGAGGCCACCAAGCUUGCUUUCGCCGAGCAGGGUUUCAACUCGGAGCUCUUCUACGAGAACAAGUCCAUGGCCCGCAACGUCUCCCUGGUGCCUACCUCUGCUCACACUGGCGAGGGUGUUCCCGACAUGCUGAAGCUUCUGACCAAGCUGAGUCAGGAGCGUAUGACCAACUCCCUUAUGUACUUGUCCGAGGUUGAAUGUACUGUUCUCGAGGUGAAGGUCAUCGAGGGUCUGGGUACCACCAUUGACGUGAUCCUGUCUAACGGUAUCCUUCGCGAGGGUGAUCGAAUUGUUCUUUGUGGUCUAAACGGACCUAUUGUAACGAAUAUUCGUGCCCUAUUGACCCCCGCGCCACUGAAGGAACUGCGUCUGAAGUCGCAGUACGUCCACAACAAGGAGGUCAAGGCUGCCCUUGGUGUCAAGAUUGCUGCCAACGACCUCGAGCAUGCCAUCGCUGGUUCCCGUCUGCUUGUUGUUGGACCUGAUGACGAUGAGGAGGACCUCGAGGACGAGGUUAUGACUGACCUGGAGAACCUGCUCAGCCGUGUCGCCACCGAUAACCGCGGUGUCACCGUCCAGGCUUCCACCCUGGGUUCCCUGGAGGCUCUUCUGGAGUUCCUUAAGCAGUCCAAGAUUCCCGUUGCCAACAUCUCUAUCGGUCCUGUCUUCAAGCGCGAUGUCAUGAUGGCUGGAACAAUGCUUGAGAAGGCCAAGGAGUAUGCUGUCAUGCUUUGCUUCGAUGUCAAGGUUGACAAGGAAGCCGCUGCCUACGCUACCGAGGUUGGCGUCAAGAUUUUCACUGCCGACAUCAUUUAUCACCUGUUCGAUGACUUCACCAAGCACAUGGCUGAGCUGACAGAGCAACGUAAGGAGGAGAGCAAGAUGCUUGCUAUCUUCCCUUGCGUCAUUAACCCUGUUGCCGUAUUUAACAAGAAGGACCCCAUCGUCAUUGGUAUCGAUGUCAUUGAGGGAAGCCUGCGCAUGCACACCCCGCUCGCGGCGGUUCGCACUAACGCGGCUGGUCAAAAGGAGAUUGUUGAUAUUGGCCGAGUGACAUCCAUCGAGCGUGACCACAAGCCCAUCGCAGUCUGCAAGAAGGGCCAGCCCUCCGUUGCCAUCAAGGUUGAGGGCCCCAACCAGCCCAUGUACGGUCGUCAGCUGGAGGAGACUGACCAGCUGUACUCGCACAUCUCGCGUGCCAGUAUCGACACCCUGAAGGAGUUCUACCGGUCUGAGGUCACUAUGGAGGAGUGGGCUCUGGUCAAGAAGCUCAAGCCCGUCUUCGACAUUCCUUGA
This is a messenger RNA of Penicillium daleae, 3138 nucleotides long. Its product is annotated as putative mitochondrial translation initiation factor IF-2. Gene Ontology annotation, molecular function: GTPase activity; GTP binding; translation initiation factor activity. Bases 1 to 3138 code for a protein of 1045 amino acids. The record is from RefSeq and is a predicted model, not a curated record. NCBI's taxonomy places the organism in Eukaryota, Fungi, Ascomycota, Eurotiomycetes, Eurotiales, Aspergillaceae. The transcript is spliced from 3 exons.